AUGACUAUGUACAAGCAAGAUACAGACAAAGAUAAAUCAGAGAUAAUCAAUGAUGGAAAGGUGCCAUUGCCCUCUACCCAUGGACACAGGCUUUUCCCUCUGACUCUGGCCAAACUGGAUGACCAGGGCCCCCCAAAGGGACACCUGGAUGUGCCUGAGGCAGCUGCCCUCUGUGACGCCACCACUCUCACUGAACUCUGUAAUGAUGUACCUGAGGUGGAGAUCAUCACCCUCCUGGGGGAGCAGCUGCCACAUUACAAACUUAGAGCUGACUCUGUCUUUGGCUAUGAACAUCAUGAUUGGAUUCAGACUCCAAUGGUACCCCCUGAUGUCUCCAGACACCUGACACCCAACCAGAUCCAGGAAACACUGCAAUAUUUCUUACUCUGCUCGGACAGAGUUAGCCAAGUUACCAAGACCUAUCAUGAUAUUGAUGCUGUGACCAGCCUACUGGAAGAGAAAGAACGGGACUUGGAGUUGGCAGCUAGGAUUGGUCAAUCUCUGCUGAAAGAGAAUUGCUCCUUGUCCAAGCAGAAUGAGUUACUGGAGGAGCAGCUGGAGUUGGCCAGGGAGGAGAUUGCCCAACUUCGGCAUGAAGUUACUAUGCGGGACAAUCUCCUCCAUCUCUAUACAAACACUGUUGAGGAAAGUGAGCCCUCCAGCGCCGCCCGUACUCCACUUCGCCAUUGUGAUUCCUCAGCUUCUCUUCAGCACUGUAUCCAGUUGGACACCCUGCAACAGAAGCUGAGGGGUCUGGAGGAGGAGAACCAGCAGCUUAGGCUGGAGGCCAGCAGCAUCGUCACAGAGACCUGCCAGUAUGAGGACCAGGAGCAGCAGCUGAUGCUGGAUUGUGUGGAGCAGUUCUCGGAGGUGAGCCAGCAGGUAGCUUUGUUGACUGAGGAAUUGGCCCAAAAGGCAGAGGACCAGGCCCGUCAGCAGGAGGAGAUCAGCUUGCUUCUGGCCCAGAUUGUGGGACUCCAACAGCGCUGCCGGGAGUAUGGGACUGAGAUGGAAGAGCUACAACAGCAUCUGACAUUGGCCAAAGAGAGCCAGAGGAAACUUCAGAUAGAGAUGCGAGACCUACAAGAGAAAUAUGCCGAGUGUGAUGGUUUGCUGAACGAAGCCCAGGAAGAACUUAAAAAACAUCGCCUCCAAAGCCUGCCCAGUGGCACAGUUAGCCACUACAACAGUGUGUAUAGCCUGCCGCUGGAUUCCCUGGCUGCAGAGAUUAAAGGGACAAUGAAAAAGGAAAAUGAGAGUCCAUCUUCUGAUAGCCGGAACCUUCGCCGGGUAUUUGAGACAGUGAAGGCUGUGAACCACGGUAGUAGGUCCCGGUCGGGCAGUGCCUCUCUUCACCAUCCCCUUCCUGGCUCUCCCCCACUCUCUGUGGCUGGCAGUCCAUCAGGCACCCCCCCUACAAAUCGCCACAGCUCUGAUGCUUCUCGUCGUGUCCUCCUGUUGGAGGAAGCAUCUGGUGAGGAGGAAGAGAAGAAGGUGGGUUGCCCAGGCACCCCCAGGAGCCAGGACCUGGCAGUGGCCCUGCAGCAGCUGGCAGCAUGGCAGGAGGCUCAGGAGGCAGAGGCAGGCGUGGAGAAUCUGGGCCAGGAUGCGGAGAGUUCCAGCGGAGUGCUGACUCCUAAUGAGAGUCUUGUGUCGGGAAGCUCAGAUCCUCCUGGGGGCUCUAUCUUCUCCAUGGGCUCCCUCACUUACCUGCCUGACAAACUGCAGAUUGUCAAACCGCUGGAAGGCUCGGCGACUCUGCACCACUGGCAGCAGCUGGCCCAGCCCCACCUGGCAGGGAUCCUGGAUCCUCGCCCUGGGGUUCUGACCAAGGAUUUCCGUCAGCUGGAGGUGGAUGUGGAGAAAGUCUACACUCUUCAGGACCCUGAAGAAGAUGAGGAGCCAGUGGCGACAUCCAUGGCCAAGGAUAAGGCUCACCCACUAUUGUUGCACUCUGUUAACAAUCUCCCCCAGACCCCAGCCACCUACACAAUCACUACCGGCCGCCUGGUCUGCCCCUCCUCCGAUGUCUCCUCCGAUACCCCCAGGCUUUGCCAUUCUGCCACCCCCUGCUGCAGUCCCGCAGAGGGCCUAAGACCCAUCCAUCCACCACCUUACCAGACUCUGCUUUGUCUUCUGAAGAAAGAGGGCAUGUCUGCUGUCCCAGAGUCCCCAUUUACACCCCUGCAUCCAGACAGGAGAAGCUGGCCUCUAGGAAGCUUUGCUCUAUCCAGAGAACUGCCUCAAAAUGGGUGGGGGGCAUCAAGAUGGAGUCAGGGAUGGGUUGGUCAGGAGACCACCAAUGGCUUCAGCAUCAAUUUGGUACAGAAGCUACGGCAGCUGGGGCUGGACUGUGUGGUGGCCAGAGGGGCUUCAAAGAGAUGGAAAGUGGGGACUUGAGAGCCCCCUGGCGCUGGCCCAGCCCCAAGACAGGGAAUAGGUUGACAGAGAGCAUCCCUUGAGGGUGUUUUUGUUCGGGGUGGCAGGAUGGGUCUCUUCCCUCAUCCUCGCCAUCGCCUUCAUCCUGUUGCUGAGAGGCAGCUAAAAUAGAGUUUUGAUCCCUUUCCUUCCUCCCUCCAACCACACCCACAUACACACGCAUCCCCCCGAGUCCCACCUCACAUCUCUACUUGCCACAUGCACUUUCUAGGACCUGGCACUUAGUUUCUCUGUACCCCCAUCCUCUACCCCCCUAACCAAUUUAGUCUUGGUUGUAAAUAGAGGUUAAUAUUUAAUACUGUGAUGAGGAAGUCUUGAGUUUUCAUACCUGUGAAUAAUGUAAGAUAGCAAGACCCUAAUUCCUUUCCCCUGGAUUCCUUACCCACCACCCUAUUUUUUUUUAAAGCUUUCUGCUCUAAAAGCUACCACUGUGUACAUGCGCACUGCUGGGGAGAGGUAACUAAGACCCCUCCCCACCCCUUGCAAUCACCAUAUGGAUGCUCAUUAAACUCAUCUUGUGGACAGUGGCUCAGUGCCACGCAAUAAACGGUAUGACUUAGGUGA
This is a messenger RNA of Antechinus flavipes (yellow-footed antechinus), 3003 nucleotides long. RefSeq names its product huntingtin associated protein 1 (gene HAP1). The transcript has 17 exons. The record is from RefSeq and is a predicted model, not a curated record. Bases 1 to 2400 code for a protein of 799 amino acids. Gene Ontology annotation, cellular component: dendrite. Gene Ontology annotation, biological process: anterograde axonal transport of mitochondrion; neurotrophin TRK receptor signaling pathway; neurogenesis. Gene Ontology annotation, molecular function: signaling receptor binding. Lineage: Eukaryota; Metazoa; Chordata; Mammalia; Dasyuromorphia; Dasyuridae.